This is a messenger RNA of Terrapene triunguis (Three-toed box turtle), 513 nucleotides long. RefSeq names its product killer cell lectin-like receptor subfamily B member 1B allele C. The annotation marks the transcript as partial. The record is from RefSeq and is a predicted model, not a curated record. The transcript has 4 exons. Lineage: Eukaryota; Metazoa; Chordata; Testudines; Emydidae.
AUGGCUGGGGAGAUAGUCUAUGCCGAUCUGAACCUCUCCCCUGGCUUUCCCAGCUCCAGGGCUCCCCUUUCAGCUCAGCCCCACAGUCCCCCAAGUCCCCAGUGGCAUCGGACAGCGCUGUGGGUCGGAUGGAUUGGGAAUAUUGUCCUGGUGAUUGCUGUGAUAGCGCUGGGGAUUUGGGUUUUUCACUUGGUGUCUGAGAAGAGACAGACCCCGGCAGCCCCUGGGAGCGACAGAGCCGGGAGCAGAGAUACAGCGACAGCCCCUGGGAGCGCAGACACCUGCACAGCAGAAUGCAGCGCUCGCCUGGAGCGAUUCCGAUCCCGGCUGUGCCACCCAGCCCCGCCCGGCCCAGCAGGGGGCUCUGGGUGCAAACUCUGCCCCACGGACUGGCGGCUGCGCGGGGACAAGUGCUACUGGGUCUCUGGAGGAAGUAAAACGUGGAGCGAGAGCCGAGCCGACUGCUCAGCGAGGGGCUCCCAGCUGCUGGUGAUCCGGGACCGGGAGGAGCUG